Darwinula stevensoni is the source of this 1255-nucleotide messenger RNA. NCBI's taxonomy places the organism in Eukaryota, Metazoa, Arthropoda, Ostracoda, Podocopida, Darwinulidae. The record is from the annotation of a GenBank genome assembly.
UCAUAAAGUCAUGCUCUUCCACAGGUGGAAUUGGAUAGAAAUAUUAAUAUGCUGAAAGAAAAGGAAGAGGAAUUGGAUGGAAUUCUUGGAAAGUCAGAAAAACAGGAAGAAAUAGAUGUUGAUGAGGCUGUGACACCCACAACUCCUCUCUAUAGGCAGUUGUUCAACCUGUAUGCUGAGGAGAAUGCUACUCAAGAUGCCAUCUACUAUUUGGGAGAAGCACGACGAAGAGGCAUCAUUGAUAUAGAAGUUUUCCUGAAACAUGUGCGUAGUCUUUCUAGACAACAGUUUCGUUGCCGUGCUUUGAUGCAAAAAUGUCGAGAGAAGGCUGGAUUGGCUGGUUUAGUGAGGUACACCAAGAAGAGCAUAAAAGAAAACAUGCCACUGGAAUGGUUGUUUGGGCGUCGAAUGACGCCAGAAGAAAUGCUGCGAAAAAAUCAACGUGCCUUGAAUAAGGCCAUGAGAGAUUUGGACAGGGAGCGCAUGAAGAUGGAAGGUCAGGAGAAGAAGAUUAUUAAUGACAUUAAAAAAAUGGCAAAGGAUGGACAGAUGGAUGCUGUGAAAAUCAUGGCGAAAGACCUGGUAAGGACCCGUCGAUAUGUGAAGAAGUUCAUAUUGAUGAGAGCUAACAUUCAAGCAGUAUCCUUGAAGAUUCAAACCUUGAAGUCUCAGAAUGCCAUGGCACAGGCAAUGAAGGGAGUUACAAAAGCUAUGCAGAACAUGAACAGACAGUUGAAGUUGCCACAGAUUCAGCAGAUCAUGCAAGAAUUUGAGAAGCAGUCUGAGAUAAUGGACAUGAAGGAAGAACUCCUCAACGAUACAAUCGAUGAUGCCAUGGGAGAUGAAGAUGACGAGGAGGAGAGUGAUGCCAUAGUGUCACAGAUUUUGGAUGAACUUGGUCUCCAGCUCACAGAUCAGCUGUCAGGACUUCCACAGGCCUCGAAUUCUCUAAAUCCAGCUGCCAAGGUGCCUGCUGCUGCUGCUGCAGUUGCAGCCGUGCCUGAUGCCGAUGCCGACUUGCAAGCUAGGCUGGACAAUCUUCGUCGAGAGUAAUGAGUCCUGCAAAUCUGUGAUGGGGAGGAAGUCCUUGACUGUGACAAUAUGUGCAGUGUUCAGUGAAGUCUUGAGCAUCCCCUGAAGUUUUUAUCAUCUGUCUUCAGUAACUUGAACAUUCUCUGAUUUUGAAUGUUUACAUUGAAGAACUCUAUUUUCUAUUAUGUAAAUGGAGAUAUAUACCACUAAGUGAACUUUCAAA